AUGGUCGGCACCUUGUGGCCGUACUCAUUGCUGAUGGUCCCAGUACCGGUGUUCAUCUACGCGAUCCUCUUCCAGUUCGCGCGCAAGUCCAUUCGGCAGUUCCAGCAAUUGGACAGCGUGUCCCGGAGCCCAAUCCAGUCACUCUACUCUGAGGCACUCAGUGGGAUCGUUAGUGUGCGUGCCUUUGCCUCGGAACAGCGCUACGAAGCGCUCUUGGCCACCUAUUUGGACGUCAACUCUGCAGCAGUGCUGACUUUCAACACAUCCAGUCGAUGGCUUGGGGUGCGUGUGGAGCUGCUGGCUGCUCUGGCAUCUGGACUGGUAGGUUUGGGAUGCUGGCUUCUGCGCGAAGAGAUCUCUGCAGGAUUGGUCGGCCUGUGCUUCAUUUGGACCACCAACUUAGCAACAUCCUUGGGAUUUAACUGUAUCUUCUCCAGCCAGGCAGAGGCUGUUUUCACUUCCGUGGAGCGUAUGGCCGAGUACGCCUCGGACGUUCCUUGUGAAGGUGCACACCAGGGCCUGGAUACCUGGCAGAUGAGUCCUGGAACCCGGAAGGAAGUUGGCGAGGGCCCGAUGCCGCCGAAGGCGCGAAAGGCUGACAUGACUGACGUACCUCUCUUGAUCUUCGAGAGGGUCUCGCUACGAUACCAACCGGGCUUGCCCUUGGCCUUGGAUUCGGUAUCCCUGCGGGUUGCGGCUUCCGAGCGCGUGGCUGUUGUCGGGCGCACAGGUUCAGGCAAAUCGACGCUGGCUGCGGCUUUGUUUCGGCUUUGUCCUCUAGAGACGGGAUCUGUCCUGAUGAAUGGAAUCGAUCUUGGGUCUCUGCCGCUGGACAUGGCACGAAAGUCGAUUGGCAUCAUUACCCAAGAUCCGGUCAUCUUUAGUGGGACUGCGCAGUACAAUCUCGAUCCCUUCAACGAGUUUGAGGAGGUGGAUUGUGCUGAAGCCCUAUCACAAGCACAGCUUGCAGAUACAGUGACACUCCAGAGCCAGAUUGAGCAGGCUGGCUCGAAUCUGUCAAUUGGCGAGCGGCAGUUGUUGUGCCUGGCACGGGCCUUGCUACGGAAGCCAGAACUGCUGGUUUGCGACGAAGCCACAUCGUCCGUGGAUGCGGCGACGGAUGCCCGAGUGCAGGCGUGCCUGCGAGCAGCGGCUUCUAAAGGAACCGCGCUGCUGACCAUUGCGCACCGCUUGGCAACCAUUGCCGACUACGACAAAGUUCUGGUGCUGCAGGCAGGCAAGCCCCUGGAGCUUGGCAGCCCGGCAGCGCUGCUCCAGGACCCCUCUUCGGCCUUCUCCCUCUUGGUGGACUCCUUAGGCCCCCACGAGGCCGGGAGCGUGCGCAGCGCCGCCAAAGCGGCGCGCUCGCGGCUCUCGCUGUAA
Messenger RNA from Symbiodinium natans, 1383 nucleotides. The record is from the annotation of a GenBank genome assembly. NCBI's taxonomy places the organism in Eukaryota, Dinophyceae, Suessiales, Symbiodiniaceae.